Molecule: messenger RNA, 3059 nt
Organism: Salmo salar (Atlantic salmon)
Lineage: Eukaryota; Metazoa; Chordata; Actinopteri; Salmoniformes; Salmonidae
Source: RefSeq, a predicted model, not a curated record
UUGUUAAUUGCUAAGUUAGUUAAAGUGUUUGUUUAUAUAUAUAUAUAUAAACAAUCUGCAAACAAACGCGGACGACCUAGCUAGCCAUCCAACCAGCUAACGUUAGCUAGCUAGCGACCGACAUUAGCCAACGUUCCUUCAAAAUGUUAGCUACUAUAGUUAGGCAGAAUGCAUAGAACGCUCGCAAUUGUCUUAUCAGUUUAUCUCUAACACAUUGGUAAAAAUCUGCGUUCGUUUUCUAAUUUGUAUUUUGUCCCCUUCGUUGCAUGGCAGGAUGCACGUUUACCGUGGUUGAAAACACUGGCCUUCGACGUUGUUCCGCAAAAUAGCUACUGUAGUUGGUUAGGAGGGGGCUCAACAAAGAACCAGGAAGCAUAAUGCUCAUUGGCCUAGCAAGAGAGUGUGAGAUUGAAGCUACUAAUUAUACAAAUGGUUAAUUUAAAGACAAAUACCCACAUUUAAUUCCCAUGCAGAGUUGGAUUUUUAUUUUUUACAAUGAACUGUUGUCAGGUAUUCUCGUCAAUAGUAAAUCAUGGUGUCCUCACUACAUUUUUUUUUUAUAUAAAGUGAUUGAUCCAUAACAGAAGUAUUGUUUUAGGCACACUUAGGGAUGGAUCCCUGGAAUACCCAUUGAUUACUGCAUAUUAUUUUCCCACAGAAUAAAAUCUCCCCCAAAACAUUCUAUAUGCCAUUUAGCAGAUGCUUUUAUCCAUAGAAACUUAGUCAUGUGUGCAUACAUUUUACAAAGGCAUGGCCCUGGGAGUCAAACCCACAACCCUGGCGUUGCAAGCACCUUGCUCUACCAACUGAGCUACACAGUCUCUUAUAACCAUAAUGUCUUUACACAGGGAUUCCUAUCAGUGGAGUGCACUGAGGUUUACAUUUUGUUCUGCAGGCUGGCAGUGCCAGGGUGCCCUCACAGGUAUAGGUGGCUAUCUCUUGGGUGUGUAAACAGGCCUAGGGGUGCAACAUGAAUUUCAAAUUCACCUAUAGCGAAAUAGAGGAACUUGGGGGCAACUUGCCCAUGAAGAAAAGGAAGUCACGCUUCACCUUCGAUGAAGUCCAUCUGCUGCUGUCUGAGGUCAAAAGAAACAGGCACAUCCUCGUAAGCAAGUUCAACCAAGGCGCCUCGUCAGACCUGAGGAAGCGAACAUGGGCGGACAUCGCGAUUUGCAUCAACAAAAUCAGCGAGUGCCAAAGGGAGGUCAUGGAGAUCGUCAAGAAGUGGGCGGACCUAAAGUGCGACGCCAAGCGCAGGAUGGUGGCCAUGCGAGGGCCUAAUGGUGUCCGUAUCUCCCAGAACAUGUCGCCGGUGGAGAAAAUGGUCCACGAAAUACUAGCCACGUCCCCUCCGAACAAGGCCACCAUGGGCAGUAUGAAUCAUGAACCUGAGGAGAAUGACUUUGGUGACAUGUCAGAGAUGUUGACUCGCUCCUCUGGCACUUCUAAUGGUAUGGCUGGCCUUCAUCAUAUGGGUAUGCCUGGCACCAGCCCCCAUGCCAUGGGCUCGUCUAUGUCACCUUUCUCAACUCAAGAUAAAGAUAUUGGCAUGUUUUCUCGGAUGCCAUUUGGCCGGGAUCCUUCUCAGUCGUCUCAUGAUUUUUCAUUCAUGACACCAGUCGAUGAAGACAACAGUCUGGGAUUUGAGGACCUAGAAGAGGAGCCGCGGCACAUGGGCUCCUUCCGCCCCCCUGCUGAGCCUCGUCGCACCUACUCCAGAUUCGCCACCUCUUCCACCGCUGUGUCUUCCUCCAUGGCUACUUCCUCGUCCUCCCUCCCAGCUCCCUCUUCCUUUCUCCCUGCUCCUCCCUCCUCUUCUACCUCUCCAGGGUCAGUCAUGGGGCAGCGCGCAAUCCGGAAGCAGCUAGCCCACAGUGCUUCCCUCAGUCUCAAGGAGCAGCAGGCCACUACUGCCCUGCUAGGGGCCGUGUCGGGGUCUCUGGGGGCCCUGGCCCAGUCUGUGCAGCAGCUGGUGGAGUCGCAGCAGGAGUUUGUACGCGACUCCCUGGAGAUGCAGCGAGAGACUGUGAGCGUCCUGCGAGACUUCUCUACCAAUGCCCUGGCUCUCCUGCGGGACAAGGUCAACGGCCACCCGCCUUCUUAACUCCCAGUUCACAUACAGAACCCAACACAACAUACACACGGACCCAACCUGUGAAGUGCUUGCCCGUGGACUGAGAUCAUGUCAUUAAUACUGUUUGCGGAUUCACCUUGAGAAUGAGUAUGCUGCCACUAGUAUAGAGUACUGAAUAGCAGGAAGCCAAAAUAAAAUUAUGAAUAUCUUUAUAUACUGGAGAUGAGCUUUCUAACUAGUGACUGUUUUGUGAUACUUUUGAUGAUAAAGAGCAAUGCAUCCACGUGUCAUGGUUCCAGAACUAUGGUAAAUACAAUUUUUUUUUCCUGAAUGGAACAAGAGUGGACAUUGCAAGGAUGUCUGUCAAAGAAAAACUUGUGCAAUACUCUAAAAAAUAUUUUCAAGGGUAAGCGAACUGUUUAUCUGAGCCGGUUUUGUUUUACAUGGCCUCAUUUGUAGGUUUCCUCUAACAAGUAUGCAAAGACUGGUCAUCCACACACUUCAAGCAUAACCAGCCACAUUUCUAGAUUAAUUUGGGUCAAAUCGAUUAGAUUACAAAAAAAAGCAGCAUAUGUGGAAAGUAUGAAUGAGUUUUCGUCUGCCAACCUCUCAUAUUACUAUCCGAAGGUUAGGUGGUUUGGUUUUUAAACUGGUAAUAAAUCCCACUACAACUACGAGACGACUAAAUAGAAACUGGCCAUAUUUGUAGCAUUUGCACUUCAAUUUAAUGUAUUUUCAUUUUAUAUUGAGUUUAAAUUAUAUUGAGUGUCCAACUUUUUAGGAACGUUUUGAGAAUGUUUUAGAUAUAUUUUGUCAAUGCUGAAUAAAUGUUUUUAUGAAAAACUAACCUUUUCACUGAACUUCAAUUAACUUUUGUUCUUCCAGACUGAAUGAUUUUUUAAAACAUUCUCUAGACAACUGUACUGUAACAUGUAAUAUGUGACUCCUUCAACCAAAUCUUGAGAAUAAAACAACCUGUUUUGAA